AUGCGUCGAACAUCGUUCGAGACAGAAUCUGGGGAUAGCACACCUAGCCGCAAAUCCCGACGCAGGUCUGCCCCAACACCGCGCUUUCAGCGGUCCUAUGACCCGGAGGAGCCGUUUGAUGAAACAUGCACCGAGAGGAGGAUCCAAUUUACCCCGCUACGCCAAAUCCUCGACACACGGACCCAGAGAAGAAUUAGGCGAAUCGGGUUGAGUGAUGAGAUCAAUCAGAUUGAGCGCGAAAAGCGUGAGACGCGGAACAUGGAAAAGACCAUGCGAGCUUUGCUUCAAGAGCGAGAUUCUCUGAAAGAUGAACUCAGGGCCAUUAAACAAGGUGGAAUGGGCUUGGAGGACCAAAGUUCGGUGGCUGAGUCUUAUUGGAUGACGCCAGAGACACCUAGAUUUUGCGAUGAAGUAUCGGUAGUUUCCAGUCACAGUCUGGAUGACGCCGCUCCAUCUACAAACAGUGAAGAGGAGACGUUCAUAUUCAAUGACAGUGCUGUCAUUGUGUCCAGCUCCCCUGAUUUCCGUGGUAUCCUGCGUCAUAAUCCACCGGUCACUGAUAGCUUGAUGCUAUCCGACGAAUCACAAACGCAGACUGAAGUCAAUACAGAAGAAUCUGAUAUUCGCUCCCUGUCCCUUGAUUUAGAGGCUGCCAGGAAGGAGAGGAAAAGCUUGUUCGACGCAUGUCGAUCACGAAUCUCAGGGUUCAAUGACCCUACAAUCAGUAGUCUUUUCCGCCAGUCAUCUCCACCACCGAACUUCUUCGAGAAUAUCAUGGAGAUCUUAGAAAAUGCUCUGUCUCGUGCGUCAGAUGCUGCCGAGGCUCUUGAAGGAGUCACCCAAGAAUGCACCGGCUUAGGAUUCUCCGGAGACGGCGUGGACGAUGUGAUAGCCGACAUGCGGAACCACUUCCGCUCAGCUCGCCUCGAGCUUGAGCGUGCGCUACCUGGUGAGACUGCCAACGUUAGCCUUGACGACGGCAAGGCAACCUUAGGUGCGCUGGUGAGGCGCGUUGAGUCACUGGCAAAAGAUCUAGGGACGGAGCGGCAUUAUCAUAACGGCUCUCUGGGCCGGGAAAGGGCUCUCAGAGGGCAAUUUGACGCCUUAUUACACCGAUAUGAGACAGCUGCAAGCAAAAUUGACAGUCUUGAGGAGUCGAUCGCAUCUUCUGCAAGCGAUAUGCUCCACACGCGGAUGCGAAUGCAAGAACUCGAACGCGAAGGGCAGGAACAGGCCGUUGGGAUUGACAGAUUAAGUUCAGCCCUUGACAAGUACAAUCAUGAAGUGAAGGGCCUCGAAGGUCUUAUCGACAAUCUUGAAAAGGAGAACACAGCUACAAAGGAGGACUACGCCCGGCAGAUAUCUAAGCUCAAGGAGCAAGUGGCCCAUGAACGUUCAAAGCGCUGUUCGGCGGAGGCUACGGCUUCUGAGUCCGAGUCCCGUAUUCGAGAAUUAGAGAAAACAGUCGAGCACAAUCGCAUUCGCGCUUGCGACUUGAUGGCUCAGGUGGAGCUUUUCGAAAAGGAACAUCAAAAAGCCAUCGAGAGCCUUGAGCAAAAUGCCAGUGAGCGUCAAACACAUGAGGCAGAGACAGGGACUCUCAAUGUUCGCAUCUCAGACCUCACCACAUCAUUGCAUGCUGCCAAGUGUGAACUGCAGCGUCUUCAGAAUAUCAACACCGGCCUCGAAGAACAGCUCCAGCUAGAAGUCGAAGCUCGGAAUGAGCUCCUAGAUAAGUGGGCCGCAGAGCAAGUGCGAUCGUUCGCCCACAUGAAGGAGACCAUCAACUCAGAACGUCGCAAAGCCAAAGUUCGCACGGCCAAUUGGGAAUUGAAGUCGGACGAUCUCAUGUCAGAUGGCACUACAGUGGGCGGUGGGAGUGAACCAAUCACUCCGGUUAGCGCCCGAUUUGUUGAUAUCGAAGUUGGCCGUGGCAAGGAUAGGCGACGUAUGGAUAUUGUCAGGAUAUCGGCCGAGGGACUGGAGGAUGGCAUUUCGGGUGUCGGCAGCGAUAUCGGAUUUGAUGUUACCGCCGGUGAUUUGGCUUAA
Penicillium roqueforti is the source of this 2049-nucleotide messenger RNA. RefSeq lists its product as uncharacterized. The coding region runs from base 1 to 2049 and encodes 682 amino acids. The transcript has a single exon. The record is from RefSeq and is a predicted model, not a curated record. NCBI's taxonomy places the organism in Eukaryota, Fungi, Ascomycota, Eurotiomycetes, Eurotiales, Aspergillaceae.